AUGCAGUUUGAAUACGAUGCGUUUGUUAUGUACAGCUCCGAAGACAAAGGUUGGGUGGUAAGAACUCUUAUUCCAACUCUUGAGGAAAAGUGCGUUUACAUCUGUAGGAAGACAAUUGCUGUUGUGUCCAUUCACUUUUUAAUAGAACUAUUGUGGCACAGAACUAGAUUACGCUCUUCAUCAACUUAUGGAAAAGAAAGGUGACAGCCUCGUUGUAAUCAAACUUGACGAUGUCGAUAUUAUGAAACUCCCCAGGGAACUACAAAAAGGGAUUUACAUACACUAUCCAAAGUCCACUGAUAAAGAAACGUGGGAGAAAAAAUUAGUAAAUUUUUUCACGUCUACCUGA
This is a messenger RNA of Pocillopora meandrina, 349 nucleotides long. The record is from the annotation of a GenBank genome assembly. NCBI's taxonomy places the organism in Eukaryota, Metazoa, Cnidaria, Anthozoa, Scleractinia, Pocilloporidae.